UGCAGACGGCGGCGCGUGCGGGGAGGGAGAGGGCGGCCUUUGCGGCCGCGGUGAGGAGCGCGGUGGCGGAGCUUGCGGCAAAGGUGACGGGUUGCCGGAUGCUGAAGGCGGCAGCCCUCGUGUGCGUGUGCGCGGCAGCCUGGUGCGGCGCGGCGCUGGCGGCCGCGGGCAGACCGGACAGCGGCAAUUUUCUGGACGAUAAACAAUGGCUCACGACCAUCUCCCAAUACGACAAGGAGGUCGGGCAGUGGAACAAAUUCCGAGACGAUGACUAUUUUCGUACAUGGAGCCCGGGUAAACCAUUUGAUCAAGCUCUAGAUCCUGCUAAAGAUCCGUGUUUAAAGAUGAAAUGUAGUCGCCAUAAGGUCUGUGUUGCACAGGAUCAACAAACUGCUGUUUGCAUUAGUCACCGAAGGCUUACACACAGUAUGAAAGAGGCUGGUUUAGGCCAUAAACAGUGGAGGGGUGGUCCCAUUUCAUCAAACUGCAAGCAGUGUCCAGUAGUUUAUACCAAUCCUGUUUGUGGAUCAGAUGGUCACACAUAUUCUUCUCAGUGCAAAUUAGAAUAUCAAGCCUGUGUCUCAGGAAAACAAAUCUCAGUGAAAUGCAAAGGACGUUGCCCUUGCCCUUCUGACAAAUUCACUAAUACAGGCAGAAAUGAUAGGAGAGUGUGCAGUGACCUGGAAUUCAGGGAGGUUGCAAACAGAUUGAGAGACUGGUUUAAGGCACUUCAUGAAAGUGGAAUUCAGAAUAAGAAGACUAGGAUUGUUCAAAGGCCUGAAAGAACCAGAUUUGAUACCAGCAUUUUGCCAAUUUGCAAAGACUCCCUUGGCUGGAUGUUUAACAGGCUUGAUACGAACUAUGACCUUUUGUUGGACCAGUCAGAACUUGGAAGCAUUUACCUUGACAAGAAUGAGCCAUGCACCGGGGCGUUCUUCAAUUCUUGUGACACAUACAAGGACAGUUUGAUAUCUAACAAUGAGUGGUGCUACUGCUUCCAAAGACAGCAAGACCCACCUUGCCAGACAGAACUCAGCAACAUUCAGAAGCAGCAAGGAGGAAAGAAGCUCCUAGGACGGUACAUUCCCUUAUGUGAUGAAGAUGGGUAUUACAAACCAAGUCAGUGCCAUGGAAGCAUAGGGCAGUGCUGGUGUGUUGACAGAUAUGGUAAUGAGGUAACAGGAUCAAGAACAAACGGUGCAGCAGAAUGUGCGAUUGAUUUAGAGACUUCAGGUGAUUUUGCCUCUGGUGAUUUCCAUGAAUGGAAAGAUGAUGAAGAUGAUGAAGAUGAAAUAAUGAAUGAUGAAGACGAAAUUGAAGAUGAUGAUGAUGAAGAUGAAGGAGAUGAUGAUAUUGAUGAUGAAGAUGAUCAUGAUGGAUAUAUUUGAUGAUAUUAGGGGGUGCAUGAAUUGUACCUUUCUAAAAUUCACACGAUAACAUUUCAUAAAAUCCCCUUGCUCUCCAAGGUCAAAAGGAUUCUAACAAACAUGUAUAUUUUGUAUGAUUAUUUCAAACAUUGCAGCUGGAGUCAUAGACUUUUUUGUUUAAAUAAGAAUAAUUAUAUUAUGUGCUUUUAAGUUUUCAAAUGCCUUUGUGCUGAAGAAAACACAUUGGAAGUCUAGCCUGAAGAAACAAGUGUUAUGUGCUACUGAAAAUAUAAAUGUGCAAAACAUACUGUAAAGACAACCAGUCUCUCCAACGGAAAGAUAUUUGCCCUUACUUGGAAAUGUGCAUGUCCUCUUCAGCACACAUACUGUAACUUAACUUUAGUUCUGUCAGUGUUUUCAGCCCUUCAGGCUUUGCAAAUUGUCCAUUUAAUAAACCAAAAUCAUAUUACAGUAGAAAAUCUUUGGUGCACAAAUAGUAUCUCACCACCCUCUGAUUAAACAAAAGUAUGGAGAAAAAAUAUCAGGAGAGAGGAAUAAAGCAAAAUCCUCCUUUGCAUUUGCUUUUUUAGUUAUGGUUUUUGUUACGAAGUGGCUAGGUUACUGAAAGGAUUUUUCAGAAGCAGUAGCAUGGAAAAGCACCGAUUCCGUAAUUCUAAAAUUUUCUUGUCCUUCUGUAUUUUUUUUGUUCAUGUCAAGUUUGUAAAGGCUUUAUCAUUAUUUACUCAGCAUUGCUUAACUCUUUGGGUUUUUUCUUUUUUUUUUUUUCUCUAAUCAGAUUAGCAUCAAAUAUUUAAAUGGGGAAAAAACUGUGCUUAAAAUUAUAUUACCUUUAUACAUGACUGUAUUACACAGUAUUGGCACUUGCCCCAGGGUAAUAUUUAAUAAAUAAAAAGUGAUAGUUUUUAUUUUCUCAAUUCAAGAAAUAGUUUUGCAUCUUUAUCUUAAUUCAUGUUCUUUUCUGUUACUAGUCCAGAAACUUAGAGAACGUAUUGUAAAGGUGCCUUGCAAAAUAGAAAUAGAGAGGUUUUAGCAUGCAUACCAGUAUAGGAUGUUAGGCAAUAGCUAAGCACACCGAAUUACCAAAUUAAUACCAGUAUAGGUACUGCUGCGGGAAUGAAGAAAAUGAGUUAUUUUCAUUUUUUCCUAUUGUUAUGUAGUUACCAUGUGGACUAGAUUAUAAUUAUUGUGUAGAGUAGCACUUAAGAUUUGACUGUAGAGAAAAUUACUUUAAUCACUGUAUUUAUGUUAGCAUGUUAAUUAAUUGUGUAGACAUUUUGGGACUCCACCGUAUUCAUUCAUAUCAUAUCUAUUGCUUUCUGCCCACAACAAAAUUGACAUGACCUGUUUAAUGUAAUAAUACAGGUUGUGUAACUUCAAAAAUCAGUCACUGGUUUCCUAUCAUUAUUUAAAAGGAAAAUCAGUUUCUUAUUUGAAUUCAUUUCUACAAAUUAAAUACUGAAUUCAAUGUUUAUCCUAUGUAGUAUUGAAAAGUAUAAUGCAUUUUCUUUUUUUAUUGCUUCUUUAUAGUUUGCAAAAUAAAGACUCUUGUAACCAACCUUUGGCUAGUAUAGCCCAUCGUUUUGACUUUUUGCAUAGUUUGAAAUUGUGAAACAGGAAGAAUUCAUGUUUCAGAUAUCCAUAUCCUUCACCUAUUAAAAUAUGUAUUUAUUUGUAUAAAGCCAUUUAUUAAUGUUUUGUUUCUGGUAAAGAAAUUUUGACUAAGGCAAAACCCAUGGGGUUCGGGGUUUUUUUAUUUUUAUGUAUUUUUUCCUGAGUUUUCUAUAGCUUUGUUGUGUACUUUUAUGACAUUGUCUUCAUUGCAUACUAAAGAAAGAGAUAUUUCUUUCCAAACUCUGUCAUAAUUUGUGGGGCAUAGUUGUAUUAUUUUCUUAAAUAAAAGUAGUUAAGAGUUUACCAUUCCAAUGUAGUGGGAUUUUAUCAGAGAACAGUUUCUUAUGACUGAAAUUAACUAAAAUAUAAAUUGAUUUUAAAUAAAGAA
Molecule: messenger RNA, 3387 nt
Organism: Cuculus canorus (common cuckoo)
Lineage: Eukaryota; Metazoa; Chordata; Aves; Cuculiformes; Cuculidae
Gene: SPOCK3
Product: SPARC (osteonectin), cwcv and kazal like domains proteoglycan 3
Exons: 11
Coding region: 99-1388 (429 amino acids)
Molecular function (GO): calcium ion binding; protein binding
Source: RefSeq, a predicted model, not a curated record